GCGAAAUUUUAAAUUUACUAGUAUUGUACAUACGUACGUAUGCGAAAAUUAUUGUAUAGCUGGUGAUCGAUGUCUUUGCGACUUGUGCUGAAACUUAAAAGAUUUCCAUUGCGGAAGCUGGCGUAUCCUCGAUCGAUGCAGCUGAUUAUGUACCACUACCAACCAACUAAAAAAUUGACGGGGAUGAUGAUAUGCAGCGGCAAUGCUUGCAACGGAAGCGGUCGGUUUGCAUUUGUCCGUUUUCCCCCCAUCAACCGAUCGGCAAUGAAUCACAAUGAAAUUGGCUACUUCCGGGCUUCCGUUGUGCCGCUGAUACGCCGUGGUCCAUGUGUCUAGGUUUGUCAGACACAGCAGUCAACACUCUCUCGGUAUGAUGAAGCAGCUGAGCCGUUUACCAACAGGAGCAUGGCGAGUAUUUAGACGGACGUUUCUCCGUUGAUUGGACAUAUUCAGCCAAUCAUCUUCUUCCACACAGCGAUAUAAACAUAUUAGCACACAAUCGCUCAUUACGCUCCAGCAACAUUGAACAAAUUUCAUUUUGUGACAAAAAAAUCAAUAGUAAAACGAUGCUACUGUAAACGUACGUACGCACGGUCGUAUGCGGUUGCAUACAGGGUAAUCACUUGGUUGCGCUGCUGCUCUAACGUGUUUAAAACAGGCUGGUUAAAUUCUGCGCGUACUAGUGAAAAUAACCGGUUGCGCCUGCUGGUAUUGCGCAGUUGCGCUCGGCAGCGGCACAAACACGUUGUCAGAUUUCUGCUCACUUUGACUUGACUUGUGCAGUGUGUUUCUCCCGGUCUGCGUAACCCGCCAACGUCAUUUGUGAUUUUUUACUUACCUGGUUUUCCCAGAAAAUUAGACACAUUUUUAAAAAUUGCGGAUUUUAUAGAUACGUGUUAAAAUGAUAACCAGAUCUUUGAGAUAACGACCGCUGCGAUGAUACAGUCAUGUGAUGUACAAUAUUUUAUCGAGGUUUUUCACCAUGAGCGAUGAUUUUCCUGACUGAUUUCUCUCCCCAACAUGAAGAGGAAGUUGGGAUACUUUAUCGCAUCUGGCAUAACGAUUUUAUGGGUUUUAUUUUUCUAUCAAUAUGUGUUAUUUCAUCAAAAUAUUCAGGAACUGGAUCCGAAUGAAGGCGCGAAUCGCAAGAUCAAGCACCUUUCAGCGCUCUUCGACGAUGUACAUAAUUUAGAGCAGGAUAGCGAAAAGAUCAAGCAGUAUGUUGAGCGGGUACAAGAAGUGAUCGGUGUGGAUGGAGGCGACUCAAGUUUAGCAGUAUUAAGGAAGGAAAUCCCAGUCAUUCCCGUUAUCGUUUUCGGAUGUAAUCGUCCAACAAUUAAGCGAAGUCUGGACCAGCUGAUUAAAUUCCGUCCGUCGGCCCAAUCCUUCCCGGUGUAUGUCAGUCAGGACUGCGGGGAUGCCGCGACGGCGGAUGCGAUCGCCAGCUACGGGGAUCAGUUGACGCAUUUGAAGCACACCAACAAUACUCCCAUUAAUCUGUCAAAGAAGGACAAGAAAUUUGAAGGCUACUACAAGAUUGCCCGCCAUUACAAGUGGGGAUUACAGCAGAUGUUCCGCAAAUACAACUACUCAGCGGUGAUUAUUGUCGAAGACGAUUUGGACGUUGCUCCGGAUUUUUUCCAGUAUUUUGCCGCGCUGUAUCCACUGCUGGCACUCGAUACGUCCUUGUGGUGCAUAUCCGCGUGGAAUGAUAAUGGAAAAGCGGAUCUGACUGAAAAUAACGCAGAAUUACUCCAUCGAACGGAUUUUUUUCCCGGUUUGGGCUGGAUGUUAACCAAAGAAAUCUGGAACGAACUGGAGCCGAAAUGGCCCGAAAAAUUCUGGGACGAUUGGAUGCGCCGGCCCGAGCAGCGCCAGCAGCGCUCCUGCAUCCGACCGGAAAUCUCCCGUACCUCCACGUUCGGGAAGAAGGGUGUCAGCAAUGGGGAGUUCUUUGAGACGCAUCUGAAAUUCAUCAAACUCAACGAUGUCGCCGUGCCCUUUCGCGAGCGCAAUUUGGCCUAUUUAUUGAAAGAGAUUUAUGAUCCACGCUUCAAUUCCAUCGUGUACAACGCGCCCGUGAUCCGGUUGGAUGACUGGAAGCAGAAGGAGAUUGUUGGCCUGCCUGAUAAUGCCGCCGUCCGCAUUGAGUACCGCACCAAAGAUCAGUUUAUCAAAAUUGCCAAAGCCAUUGGAGUGAUGCAGGAUUUCAAGGCUGGAGUGCCGCGCGGUGGCUACCGCGGCGUGGUGACCCUCGUCCAUCGUGGUCGGCGGGUAUUUUUGGCGCCACCGGCCGGCUGGGAUGGCUACGAUCUCACCUGGAACUGAUGGAUGAAACAAUCAAAAAAGCCUACUCCUUUUUUUUAUCAAAACCCUGGAGCUUUGAUUCCCCCAUUUCCCCGGUUCUGUUACUCGGUCCGCGAAGGUUACUAGAUUAUGGCGCUCGGGACAUUCUGCCGUUGGGCUUUCCGUUCCCCCCGUGCAUCGGAUGUGUCGCGAAUGUAGAAAACAAUUUUAGAGAAAAUGAGAGAGAGAGAGUGGAAACCCUUUUUUGGAGGAUAUUUUUUAUUUUGCUCAUCUGUGUGUCUGAAAUUUUAUUGGGAGAAUUAUUAUGUGAGAACGGUGGACGAGAUGCGAAAUCUUACAGAGCAUGUUCUUUUUCGAUUUUGUUUGUUUUUCUGGGAUGUUUGCUGUUUGAUUACUCAUGAUCUUGCCGUGAUGGGACGGUGGUGUUUUUUUUUCGUUUUUAUUGGUUUUAUUAACGAUGAUCCGGUGGGAUGGUCGGUUUUUUUGUUUUGUGUCACGGCUGUUGUGAAUUGGGGUUUUUUUUUCGGUUACUCCUGUUUCUCUGGAUGUUUUUAAUUUAUUUCUUUGCUUCAGCUGUCUGUGACAGUUUUCUUUGAUAUGAACGUGGAUAAAAAUGAUGAACUUCA
Messenger RNA from Paramacrobiotus metropolitanus, 2933 nucleotides. RefSeq names its product alpha-1,3-mannosyl-glycoprotein 2-beta-N-acetylglucosaminyltransferase-like. Gene Ontology annotation, molecular function: alpha-1,3-mannosylglycoprotein 2-beta-N-acetylglucosaminyltransferase activity. The transcript has 12 exons. The record is from RefSeq and is a predicted model, not a curated record. Bases 1021 to 2328 code for a protein of 435 amino acids. Gene Ontology annotation, cellular component: Golgi apparatus. Gene Ontology annotation, biological process: protein N-linked glycosylation. Lineage: Eukaryota; Metazoa; Tardigrada; Eutardigrada; Parachela; Macrobiotidae.